Ictalurus punctatus (channel catfish) is the source of this 1094-nucleotide messenger RNA. RefSeq names its product E3 ubiquitin-protein ligase TRIM11. Bases 140 to 1000 code for a protein of 286 amino acids. NCBI's taxonomy places the organism in Eukaryota, Metazoa, Chordata, Actinopteri, Siluriformes, Ictaluridae. The transcript has 3 exons. The record is from RefSeq and is a predicted model, not a curated record. Gene Ontology annotation, molecular function: protein binding.
GUCUUUGCACCUCCUCUUCCCUUUCUGAACUGGGUUUGCAGGGGAGAGUAACGUACACUAGGAAGCAGGAAGACCAAAGCUCAUUUCAGAGAAAGCACAGCUGAUCUCAGAGUCUCUCUCUCUGUGUGAGUUCAGGAAAAUGGCCGAGGCCAGUAUUUCAGUAGAUCAGGAUCAGUUCAGCUGUCCAGUGUGUCUGGAUCUCCUGAAGGAUCCGGUGGCGAUCCCCUGUGGUCACAGUUUCUGUAAGGUGUGUAUUAAUGACUGCUGGGAUCAGGAGGAUCAGAAGGGCGUCUACAGCUGUCCUCAGUGCAGAGACACUUUCACUCCGAGGCCUGUUCUACGCAGAAACAACAUGCUGGCUGAAGUGGUGGAGAAACUGAAGACUGAACCUCAUCCUGAACAACCUGUUGGCUUACCCUCAGAACCACAGAGCAGAGAAGAGUUUCUGAAAUAUUUCUGUGCUCUGACUCUGGAUCCCAACACGGCCCAUCGUUACCUCGUUCUGUCUGAGAAGAACAGAGUGGUGACGUAUACAGAGAGAAAGAAAUAUUACCCUGAUCAUCCAGAGAGGUUUGAUAACUGGUAUCAGGUGUUGUGUAAGGAGAGUGUGUGUGGACGCUGUUACUGGGAGGUGGAGUGGGAAAGUGAUCGAGGUGUGGCCAUAUCAGUGUCGUAUAAGGGAAUCGGCAGGAAAGGAAGGGGUAACAAGUCUGCCUUUGCACUUAACGAUCAGUCCUGGAGUCUGGAGUACUACUGUUCUUCUCUUACGUUCUUUCACAACAACAUUAAGACUGAUCUCGGAGUUCCACCGUCCUCCAGAAUAGGAGUGUAUGUGGAUCACAGUGCAGGAACUCUGUCCUUCUACAGCGUCUCUGACACGAUGAAGCUCCUCCACAGAGUCCACACCACUUUCACUCAGCCUCUAUACGCCGGGUUCGGGUUCUACCUCGGUGGUGGUCGUGCGUCAGGACCAACUAUGAGGCUGUGUGACCCAGUGUGAUGUUUUAUGGUCGGUGAUGAAUUGAUUCACAUUCCUGUACUGAGUCUUAACGGUGACACAACUAACAUUAAAUCGUUAAAAGACUGGUUUCAGA